AUAGCAACACUCUUUUAAGUUUUAACUAGGACUAGGAUAGCUCAAUCAAGAAAGACCCAGUCUCCCGAGAGAGGAGAAAAGAAAAAAAAAAAGGCUGAUGAAGAACUCUUUGGUGACCGUGGUCACCCUGGCUCUACUGGCCAUAGCACUGAGCCUCUUCUCCUCCCAAGCCUUUGAGGAGGCUGACAUACGCCUCCCAAUCCGAGGCUAUGGAUCAGUAGGAGAGGAGGAGCAGAAGCCAUGGCCGUGCUGCGACCUGUGCCUGUGUAGGCCAAUGGAGCCGCCACAGUGCCGGUGCGAGGACUUCUGGAUCAAGUCGUGCGAUCCCAACUGCAAGGACUGUGCCAAGAUGCCGCUGUUCGUCUAUCCGCCUGUGUUCAAAUGCCACGACGUGAUCACCGGCCAAUGUGGCAAACGCUGCCAUUAGAUCAUGCACCAGCUUGUUUGGUAGAAUAAAAAUAAGAGCGGAACGUGUGCCUUUUCCUUUUUUGGAACAAAAUAAUUAAUGCGUUCAGCUCGUGUCGUGUGUUACCAUACUAUCAUCGUAUCUAGUUAUAUGAUCUACCAUCUAUCUAUCUAUGUGGUUUAUUGUCUA
Elaeis guineensis (African oil palm) is the source of this 595-nucleotide messenger RNA. Lineage: Eukaryota; Viridiplantae; Streptophyta; Magnoliopsida; Arecales; Arecaceae. The record is from RefSeq and is a predicted model, not a curated record.